This is a messenger RNA of Artibeus jamaicensis (Jamaican fruit-eating bat), 6399 nucleotides long. RefSeq names its product DISC1 scaffold protein (gene DISC1). NCBI's taxonomy places the organism in Eukaryota, Metazoa, Chordata, Mammalia, Chiroptera, Phyllostomidae. Gene Ontology annotation, biological process: neuron migration; cilium assembly. Gene Ontology annotation, cellular component: mitochondrion; microtubule; centrosome. The transcript has 14 exons. The record is from RefSeq and is a predicted model, not a curated record. The coding region runs from base 121 to 2523 and encodes 800 amino acids.
UGGACCCCGGCGCCCCAGCGCCCGCUGGAGCAGGGAGCGGUUGCUGGGGAAGGCAGCCAGGACUGCUGGCCACCUGCGGCGUCGUUUCGGAGGAGGCGGCUGGCACGGAAACCCGGCUACAUGAGAAGCGAAGCUGCGCCCCAGAUCAGGUUCCUCUCCCCCGCCGUGGGCACCUCCUUCCGGGCCCAGGGAGGGGCAUGUGGUGAAGAGUCCCACCACUCUGAGUCCAGGGCUGGACGACAGUGUGGCCUUGAACCUGGAGGCCAGUGGCGAGGCCCCUUGGUUGGGAGCCUUCUUCCCAGGAGCCCAGCAGCCUCAGCUGGAACCUGCCCGGGCCGCCGAGGCCUCGCUCCGGCCCCGGCGAGACGGACCUCGGGGCUCUGUGGGAUUCAGUUCAAACUGCCCAAUAGGCUGACCAGGUUGUGCGGCCCUGGGUGUCAGGGGGAGCUCCCACCCAUGGACAGUGCUGAGGCUUCUGGCCCUUGUCAUGAUGCCACCUGCGGUGAAGGAGCAAGGAACACUCAGACCAAAGUCUGUCCAGCCCCAGAGGAGGUGAGUGGCAGCAGCUGCAGCCCCGGAAGUGGCCCCAAGGCCCCCUCAGCCCCUGCCAGCUCCCAGGAGGCCUUCACCUCCAGCUUCAGCUUCAUCCAGCUCUCACUCUGCGCUGCCGGGGAACGUGGAGAAGCCGAAGGCUGCCCACCAUUCAGAGAGGCCGAGGACGCGGAAGCCAAGGCUGCCGGCUUGGACAGGCUGCAUGAGGACCCCAGUCUUUUCUCUUCCGCCUUCAGUCUCAAGGCUCCUCAGGGCUCUGCAGACUCUGCCCAGACUGCAGGGGGCAGCCCCGGGCUGGCGUGUGAGCCCCCCUCUGUGCUGGACAUAGGCGCUGCCUCCCGCUGCUCCCAGGGCCCCUCGGCCUUCGAGGGCGAUGCUCUGCACUGGGACCUGCUGCUCCGGAAAUGCGAGCCCCUGCUGCUGGAGUGUCAGCUCAGCAACCGCAGGCAGCUGGAGGUUAACUCCUUAAGAUUAAAGCUACAGAAACUCCAAGAAAAAGCCAUUGAGGAGGAUGAUUAUGACAACGCUGAGGUGUUAAAACGAAGACUAGAAGACCUGGAGAAGGAGAAAAGCAGCUUGCACUUCCAGCUUCCUUCCAGGCAGCCGGCCCUGCGCAGCCUUCUGGUCUACCUGGGAGCACAGGCAGAGGCCGCCCUGCGCCAGGCCACUCAGCAGGCGGGCGGCGAGGACACCCCAGCUCCGCUCCGAGCGGAGCCCCCAGCUCAGGACCACCUGGGCGUGUCCAUCACCAGGCGAGACUGGCUUCUUCAAGAAAAGCAGCAAUUGCAGAAAGAAAUCGCAGCCCUCCAAGCCAGGAUGUCUGUGCUGGAAGCGAAAGAUCAACAGCUGAGAAGGGAAAUAGACUUGCAAGAGCAGCUUCUCCUUUGGCGGGGCUGCGACCUGAGUCCCCUGCUGGGCCGGCUGUCCCCUGGCGAGCUGCAGGAGGUCCGAGAGGCUGUGCAGGACACCUUGGCCUUAGCCAAUCAGAUCCCCCUCCCUGCAGGACCCCCCGAAAGCAUAAGGAGCCUCCAGGAAAGGGUAAAACCGCUCGCCCUGUCGCUGAAAGAGAUCACUGCGAAGGUGUGCAGGACCGAGAGGCUGUGCGGCACUCUCAGGAAGAAAGUUCACGAAAUUGAAACCCAGCUACCGGCGCUGCUUGAAGCCAAAAUGCUCGCCGUAUCAGGCAGCCAUUUCGGGACAGCUAAGGAGCUCACCGAGGAGAUCAGAGCGUUGGCCUCGGAGCGGGAAGGGCUGGAGGCACUCCUCCACACGCUGUCCGUGCUGAGCUCCAGGAGCGUCCGCAAGCUGGGGAGCGUUCGAGAGGAUUACAGCCGGCUGCGGAGGGACCUGGACCAUGGGAAGGCGGCCCACGAAACCAGCGUGAAGGAGAAGGCUGUGAAGUACAUGGACGUGCUCGCGGACAAACUGCGCAGCUGCACGUGUCCGCUGCUGGGAAGAGUGUGGGGAGCUGACUUGGAAGCUUGUCAGCUGCUUCUCCAGAGCCUGCAGCUCCAGGAGCCCGGAGGUUGCCCGUCCGCAGCAGAGGAGAAGCUGGUGGAUGACUCAGGGGGGGCUGCCUGUGCCACAGUCCCCGGCUGCUGCCCCCUGCCCUGCUCUGGAGAUGAGAGGAGGGCCCCGCUGCAGGCGCUCAGCCGCGAGUGGAGGGCUCAGCCCGCCCCCUCGCCUCCCUGUGCCGACAACAAGCAGAAAGAGGAAUUGGACAUCAUUUCUGCAGAACUUGGAGAAAAAUGUGAAGCCAUAGGCCAGAAAUUACUAUACUUGGAGGACCAGCUUCACGUGGCGAUCCAGAACCACGACGAAGACCUCAUACAGUGUCUCAGGAGGGAGCUGCAGAUGGUGAAGGGGACUCUGCAGGCCAUGAUCCUGCAGCUCCAGCCGGCGAUGGAGGCCGGAGAGAGAGAGGCAUCGGCUUUCUGUGCCACAGCUGGUGUCUGGGACGCACUGGCUUGAGGCGUGCGGGGCAGCGGAAGCAGAAUGGAAACCAGACAGCGAUUUGGCUCCCGCCUGCCUGUGCCGCUGUCCUCCAGGUGCGUUACCCAAGGUGCUAAUGAACCCCAGCACUGGCGGCCACAGCUUCCCCUGCGAUUCACCGCCAUCGCAAACUCACACCAAAAGUUCCACGAGGUGCCUUUCGGGCACCAGCCCGUCUGUCAGGGGUACGGUGUUGCUGUGUUCCGUGUGGCAGACCUGUCCCCUGGCAGACCAUCGGGGCCUUCGGAAAUGCUCCCACGGUGUGCGCAGGAAGGGAGCACGGGGCGGGAGUGGCUGAGGCAAGGAGCGGACUUUUGAGUCCCUGCCUCCCUCCCUCCCUUCCUUCCUCCUGAACCUGUUUCACACAGUGUCGGAUGGGACAUUUGUGUAGAACCUUCAGUGCAGUGCAGUGCUCAGUAAGACAAGACAGUGCUUGGCUAGGCAGUGUGGCACUCACUGAGACAGGGUAGUACUCACCGAGACAGUGCAGUACUCAGUUAACAGUACAGUACUCACUGAGAGUGCAGUACUCAGUUAACAGUACUCACUGGGAUAGGGUAGUACUCAGUUAACAGUACAGUACUCACUGAGACAGUGCAAUACUCAGUUAACAGUACAGUACUCACUGAGACAGGGUAGUACUCACCGAGAGUGCAGUACUCAGUUAACAGUACAGUACUCACUGAGACAGGGUAGUACUCACUGAGACAGUGCAGUACUCAGUUAACAGUACAGUACUCACUGAGACAGGGUAGUACUCAGUUAACAAUACAGUACUCACUGAGACAGGGUAGUACUCACUGAGACAGUGCAGUACUCAGUUAACAGUACAGUGCUCACUGAGAAAGGGUAGUCCUCACAGAGUAGUACUCAGUUAACAGUACAGUACUCAGUGAGACAGGGUAGUACUCAGUUAAUAAUACAGUACUCACUGAGACAGGGUAGUACUCACUGAGACAGUGGGUUCUCACUGGGACAGUACAACACUCACUAAGGCAGUGCAGUGCUCAGUUAGGGGGCAUUAGAGCCCCUCCCUGCCGAGGCAGCCGUGAAGCAGGCUGAGUCUGGUUCAGCAGCAACCCCCACGGUGCACAGGGUGUUGGGGGGGAGGUGGACUCCCAGACAUGCUGCAUGAACAGGAGGUCCUCACUGGUCGAGGACAUUUGGGAAACACCCGGGUCGUAAUUUCUGCCUGGAGAGCCAGAGCACAUGGGGCACUGGUCCACGGGGGGCCUUUGGAAAAAGACCCCGUGAUUUUUGUCUGACUCCACACUUCCUGAGUUUGAUGGAUCAUAGAAUUUUUUUCCUUUUAACCCUAGUAGCCCACCGAGCUCGCGCUGUGCAGCACUGUCCACAGGGCACGGCCAAGUGCUGAUUUACAUCCUGAGCAUGUGUGUGUGUAUGUCUUCGAGCCCAGACUCCGAUUCCCGCAGAGCAGUGACUUUCUGUACGUGACACGUUUCAGGGGUCAUUGAUCCUUUGUCUUCCAAACUCUUCUGUUCUUCCGCCUACAAGAUUCGUGAUGCUCCUGCCUUCACAAGGAUGCGUGGACGCGAGGCAGGUUUUGUCAUUUCCUGCUGUCACGCUCUCGUUUCCAGAAGGCAGCUGGCGCUUUGCUAGCCUCCCGCGCGGCGCCCACUCUGCCCCCCGUCAGGAGUCGCCCUGCGGAAGCUGGUGCUUGGCCAGUCUCCAGGGAACGAAGCAAAGCAGCCUCUGAAUUCACUGAUUGUGUUUCCCACAGCCUUUUCCUGAGCAUUUUUGAUAAUACACGUUUUAAUAAUAAGCAAAAUUAACUUGUCUCAGGAAUUCUUGGUUUUCAGUGAUGAACCAAAUUCCUGAGUUACUUACAAUGACAUCUAAAAAUGACCAGUUACUAGUCACAUGGCAUUCAGAAUCCUUGAACCCUUGAAUUAAUUUCAGGGAACAGAAUUUAAGAGAGUUGGGACUGACCAUAGUGCCAGUAUCGAAUCCUUCCUUUGCCACAUGUCAUUUUAAAAGACUCCCAGACACAAGACGUCUUUCAAGUCACUAACUCAGGUGUUUUGCAUCACUCAAAACUAUUGCGGGUAUUCCGUGAGGUCACGCUGUGCUGGAGAGCUCCGCAGGCUAAUGGCUGCUUGGAGUUGGGCCCCAAAUAAGGGCUCUCCCGCCCACCCCCACCCCUAGGGGGCGGUGUGUUCUCUUCCUGGCUGAGAUGUCCGACCACGGUUAAGCGAGGCAGGUGAGUGCCGCUCCCACCGGUUGUUGCAACUUCUCUGCCGUCUGCCGGUCUGGAGGCAGCCAGGAAGCCAGCCAAGCCCAGGGAGCUUCCUCUGGCCGCACGGCCUUCUCAGGACAAGCCCCCUCUCUUCGGCCACUGUGGCCCUGGAAGACCUGGGCCUGGGUAUCCCAACCCAUAACACAGGGGAGUUUUUGCCAGGAAAACAUAAACAGAAAUGAAUGCUUGGAUUUAAAAGCAACAAGACAAGAACAACAAAAAUGUAAGCUUUUGUAGAGACAGCCAAGACCAUGAGUGAAAGAGCAGACUGAGAAUGAUGAGUUUAGAGUCUGGUCUCUCUGCGAUGACACGGUGUGACGAUGAACAGUGUAUUCCGCUGUGUACCAGUGAGAUGCGGGCGUUUCAACGGCUGCCUAAGUACCUUGCCCCAGCCUGGGUUGGGGCACCUCCCCAGUCAGCACCAAUCCCAGUUCCUGCGAACUUCUUGAAACCGGAUGUGGUUCAGUGAGUUGGGCAUUAUCCGCAAACCGAAAGGUUGACAGUUCAAUGCCCAGACAGGGCACAUGCUCGGGGGGGCCCCCAACUGGGGGCCUGCAAGAGGCAACCAAUGGAAGUUUCUCUCCCACAUCCAUGUUUCUCUCACUCUCCUGGCUCCCUCCCUUCCCCUUUCUCUAAAGAUGAGUGAAAUCUUAAAAAAAAAAGAUGAAAAUGAUCUUUUCCCAAACUGAACAGGUGUGUAAGAUGGGGAACGUCCCUUCCUGUGCAGCUGGCCUGGUCUCCCCACCCCGUGGGAACAUGUUGGGGCUCACCGGUCUGCACUGGGGUUGUCCUGAGCCCUUGAUAAUCGGUGUCCCCUUCAAUUCUCAUGUCAGCCUUAGGAGGUGGGUGCUGGAGGUGAUGGUGCUGAGCCUUGGGAGGCCAAUGGACUUCCUCCAGGACGCAGAGCUGGUCGGCAGCUGAGCGAGAGGGACAGAGACAGCGGGGCGCUCCCAGCUGGUGCUCUUCGUGAGGUGCCCUCGGUGUCGUUUUGGGACCUCGAGCCGUGGAGCUUUGUUCAUGUCUGAACGCAUGGGCACCCUGGGACCCUUCCUCGAGAGCCGGAGAAGCUGAGCCCAGGAAUCCUUGGCUUCCCACCCCCAGGUGGGCCCUGCUCUUCUGCGGCUGUGAAGUCUCGGCUCGGACAGGCUUCCACACAUCUACCCACCGUCACCGUCCCCACCAGCCGUUCAUUCUGCAUCAGCUGCAGAAGCCAUGCCAGCAGCAGCCACUGCCGCCUGACCCUGGAUGUCCUUGAAAAUCCCCGUCCUCCUGGUGGUCAGAAAGCCAUAAGAAAGCAGCCCUGUGCUCCUCGGCCCAUGUGGGGUCUUGGAAAGACAACUAAAUGCUUUGAUUUUGAACAUCCUUGCCUUUCCUAAUCUUUGGUUUUUUGUCCUGUAAUUUAUUGCUUCAUGCAGUUGACUUUCUCUUACAUGAAAUCCAAACUGAUACCCACAUCAGGGUGCACCUUUGACUCUUUUUUGUCUUCGGGAGGAUAACAGAAAAAGCUUGUCAGGGUCAUUCAUUGCAUCCUUUUGUGUAAUUGCACAGUAACUUAUGUUGCACAGAACAUCUCUAAUAAAGCGAUGCUUUGCAGUGGA